CGCAAUUCUCUGCGGCUCCACGACUCCACGAUCGAUUUUCAGAGGUCAGACGCGCUUCAUCAAGGCAUGACAUCCUCAUCAAGGUCAUCCGUGGGUCGGCCCAAGGAGGCCAUCAACUCGCUGUGCCAGCUCAUGAACCUCUGUGGCAUCAGUGGGCUUAACCCAGAAGUCUUCAGGCAGGCUAAAUUCAACAAGCCCGAGGCGGUGGCUCCGUUAUGGUCACUCUUAUCCUCUCUGACAAAUUACUCCAAAGGCAAGGGAGUGUGGCCUGAGCCAGAUGCCAGUGCGUCACAUCAGGCAACACAGAGUAACAUUGUUUCCUCAACAAAGCUUGCCAUGUGGUCCGAGGGCUAUCGCUGUCGCCAAUUUUACCACCUCCCCGAGGACAUGAGCCACGGCAGCCGUGAACUGCUCUUAGCCUGUGGCUGGCUCUUAGCCAGGACGAACAUAGUGACAGACCUGGUGACGCAAGACAGAGCAAACAUGGUGGACACGAGGCACUUGCAUCUGGAAGAGGUCCUGCGGUCGAGGAGGCAGAGAGAGGAGAUGAAGAAAAUGAAGGAUACGAUCGUGGAUGAGGAACGACAAACGAGUCACGGUGGAAAGCACCUGGUUUGGCUUGUCGGCCAAUGCAGGAUGAAAUUAAGGAGACUGCAUCUUCAACAACGAGAACUGUGCAAUCUUACACAUCAGAUUCAUGUUGCUACUGAGGGGGUGACCACGACCACGGACUCUUCACAUCUCUCUCCGCUAGAAGUCUUCAUCCUCAGGCAUGCCGAACAUUCAAAGAAGUACCAGCAGAUCUUGGAAGCCAAGCAAAACAGACUUCAUAUCUGUCUGAAGUGGCAAGAACAGCAAGCUACAUUUUGGCAGUGGAUGGAAAGUGUCUUGGAUGCAAAGCUUCAAGACUCCUCAGAGGAGGCAGAAAUGACAGUUGAAUUGCACAUCCCUAAUCCAGCACAUGGAUCAGUGGGAGAUCCGGCAGAUCUCGUCAGGGAGUUAGAGGGGCACACCCAGCAACUUGAGCAGCUCGUGGGAGAUGCUUUGCGAGAUUAUGACUUUGAUAAAGUGGAAAACUCAAAGCGGCUUAGAGUUGAGGGGGAUAUCAAGGCCAAGCUUGUUCCCGUUUGCUCAUCUCCGACUCCUUGUCCAUCAAGACUUGACGCAUACCAGACAGCAAGGUUUCAUCUUAUCAAGAAGAAGCCCAGGACAUCCGGUGGACAGCCUUGCCUCAGUAAAACCCUGGAUGCUGUUUACAUUCAGAACGAGAUUUUGAGACUCUCGGAGCUCGUUGAGCAAUUGGAAAAGGAUUUAGCAGAACUGAGAAGUUGUCACCGUUUGAGGAUGGACGAGUUGGCUUUGAUGUUGCCAGAUGCGAUCUGCAUACCGCCAAUGGGCGCUGCAAGAUGAUGAAGUUUACUUGCUAGGAUCUGUAGAAAAGCCCACGGAAAAACAGUUUUACCGUCAUGUCCCAAACAUCCAAUAAUAUGAAAAGUGUAUCUUAAUUUUUCAAUUAGCCACAUGUACUGGAUGCUGGAUUUAUCCAGUGGAACAAUCAAUCCUAUCUUCAUCUGGGGUAUAGACCUGAUUCGAGUAAAAGGCCUAGAUGAUAUCAUGGAACAAUAUAGGCCAGUGCCACUAACUUUUAGGACACUGAUAUGGGUGAUGUGGAGUUCUACCAACAACAAAAAAGUCAGUGAGCCGUCUUUUGCCAUGUUUAUUGUUUCUCAAAUAAUAAAACUGGAAAUGUCUUGAAUUUCUGACAAAUA
Messenger RNA from Patiria miniata (bat star), 1769 nucleotides. Its product is annotated as tubulin epsilon and delta complex protein 1-like. The record is from RefSeq and is a predicted model, not a curated record. Bases 67 to 1410 code for a protein of 447 amino acids. The transcript is spliced from 7 exons. NCBI's taxonomy places the organism in Eukaryota, Metazoa, Echinodermata, Asteroidea, Valvatida, Asterinidae.